AUGGCAGGUGCCUUCCGAAUAUUUGCGAAGUUGGGGUUUGCUGAUGGCGCAUCGGGACACAUAAGUUUGAGAGACCCUGUGAAUCCGAACUAUUUCUGGAUCGACCCGUACGCCAAACACUUCGCCUGCAUCACCGUUUCGGACCUUAUACUGGUGAAUCAUGAGGGAACUCCGCUCACAGCCACGGAGAACAAAGUCAACACGGCAGGAUUCAUUAUCCGUUCAUCGAUCCACCAGGCGCUAAAUGCUGUGUGCCACAUGCAUUCGCCCUACAGGAGGGCCUGGUCAACCUUUGGCAAGGGCAUUGAAAUGUUGAAUCAAGCCACAUCCCGCACUGACAACGAUCGUAGAGUCCCACUUACCACUGCCGGCCCGACCGCCGGCGAAGCAGCAGCCUUUUUUAUUGCGUUGGAAAGGGCUUGUCAAACCCAGCUGCUGGUCGAACACGCUUUGACCCAUACUCCAGGCUUGCAAAAGAAAUAUGUCGGGGACGAAGAAGCUGCAUACACCAAAAAGGCCUCUGGAUCGCCUGCAGCAAUGUAUAUGCAAUUUGUGCCGGAAUAUGAAUUGAUUUGCAAGGAAACGGAGGGGGAUUUUACCAAAUAG
Molecule: messenger RNA, 606 nt
Organism: Histoplasma capsulatum G186AR
Lineage: Eukaryota; Fungi; Ascomycota; Eurotiomycetes; Onygenales; Ajellomycetaceae
Exons: 5
Coding region: 1-606 (201 amino acids)
Cellular component (GO): cytoskeleton
Molecular function (GO): actin filament binding
Source: RefSeq, a predicted model, not a curated record